Polistes canadensis is the source of this 2222-nucleotide messenger RNA. RefSeq names its product protein MAATS1-like. Lineage: Eukaryota; Metazoa; Arthropoda; Insecta; Hymenoptera; Vespidae. The record is from RefSeq and is a predicted model, not a curated record. The transcript is spliced from 7 exons. The coding region runs from base 285 to 2204 and encodes 639 amino acids.
UAGUUUAAGCUUAUUAUAUAUAUGAAAAAGAGAAACCCAAGGUAACACGAUCAUUUAUUGCUUGUUUGAUCAAUAUGUUCAUUAUCUUCUAUAGUGCAUACAUCGUGAUUCUUUGCUGUUUUUUUCAUAAUUAGUUAUUGAAUUGUAUUUGAUAUAUCAAGUGAAAAUAUUAAGAUUAAAUCAAUACAUAUUAAUUCUCCUGUAUUUGUGGGCAGUGAAUCAAAUAAGACCUACUGAAUAGUUUUUUCUUAUGUUACUUAACAUAUAAUAUAAAUUACAAAACUAUGGCUACGUAUUGUAAACCAAUUGAACUUAUAAUUCAACAAAAAUGUAAUCCUUUUCAAGAAUCCAACGCUUUUCAGUAUUUUCCAAGAAUACAGAAUAAAAAUAUACGUUAUGACACUGAAGUAUUGGACAAUGUUUUGAAAAAUAUGAAACAGCAAUAUUGCAUUUCAAUGAUGCAAUCAAAGUUAUUUAAAAAUGCAGAAACACAAACAGAUUAUAGAGAAAGUGAAACGCAAACUGUACCAUGGGAGCCUCCAUACAAAAUAUAUCCAGGUCAUAAUCCAGAAGUACUAACUGUUACUCAUUUAACUUGGGGUCAUGGAUUACCAGCAGGAAUGCAUGAAACUGAUAUUAUUAAUAGAACAAAAAUGAAAAGAGCUUGGGAAAUGUUUCUUCCACCAAUGGAUACAGAAGCUAAUAUUAAAAUACGAAAAUGUAUAACAAAAGCUUUAGAAGAAGAGCAAUGGGCUUUUAGAGAUGCAGAAAUACAAUGCAUAAUGGAUUUGCGUCUUCAAUUAAUGAAAAAGAUUUCACGUUCGAAAGAAUCUAAACAUAACGAGAAGAUAGAAAAUCGUUUUAAACGUUUGAAAAAUAAUUUAGGCACCCAUAGAGAUGAAAAAAUAAAAGUUAUUAGACAAAAUUUAAAACGAGAUUUGAGAAAGUUACAUAAAUUACAUCAUGAUAAAUCCCAGCUUCAGAAAAAAGAUACUAUCAAAUCAUAUAUUAAUCGUGUCUCCGAAUGCUUUAGAUCACAAUUAGAUGUUGAAAAAUAUUCUCCAGAAAAAUUACGAAAAAUGAAAAAGCAAUCAUCAAUAAAUGAUAGUAGUAAUUAUGAAGGAAUAGAAAAUAUUAAUUUUAUAUCUACUAAAUUAUCAAGUUAUAAAAAACCGAAAUCAAAAAUUGUAUCACCGACUGAAUUAUGUGUACGUGAAACAAGAUGGACUGAUGAUAAAUUAAAAACAUUGUAUAUGGAUUUUAAAGCAAUGCGCUUAAAUAUUAUAUCUCCAGAGACACCGAUAAUAAUGAAAAAGAAAUUUAAAAUUCCUGUUUUUCCAACUACACCAUACAGAGUUCAGGAACGCAAAGAUACAUUAAUAGAUCAAGCAGCAUUGUGUAUUCAAGAAACAAUUAGGGGUAGAGCAACCCAGUGUAUGAUGUUUGAAGGUAGAAAUAGAUGUAGAGAAUUAAUUAAAGAACUUCAAUCCACUCAUGAUAUUAAGGAUUAUAAUAAUGAAGUACAGCAAAUAGAAAAACAAGAAAUAUUUGAUACUCAACAGAAACAACGUGAUAGUUUAUUACAAGAAGAAUUGUUAUGUGAAAUUAUUGAUUCCUUGGAAGGAGCAACUGUAUGCGGAAUGUUAGAUUAUUUAAGUAAAGAAUUGAUAAGAUUAAAAGAUGAACGCAAUGCACAUAUUUUUGGAUUACUUGCUGAAAAAGAAAGAUUAAUGCGUGAAGCAGCCGAAGCUGGACGGCGACAACUUGAACGUAAUCGUCGUAGAGAAUGUGAUGAAAUGUUCCAACAAAUAAUAAAAAUAGAUCAAGAUACUGUAGAAAUUUACUUAGAUGAUAUUAUAAGGAAAGAAAUUGAAGAAAUAUCAUGUCAGAAUGCUGAAGAACAUAUUUUACAAUUUUUUGAUCAUGUGGACGAAAUUUCAAAUAAUACAAUGGGAAAUAUGACAGAUCUUGCAGAAGAAGAAAUGAUAGCAGAUAUGAUUUAUAAUUUUGUCUUACCAGAAGUUGGAAAAUUCAAUGCUCGUGAACAGAUAAAAAAGAAACAGCAAAGCUAUUUACAAAGUGCACAUGCAAUAUUGUAUAAGAAGUCAUCAAAUUCUCUAUUUGUUAACAGAAAAAAUUCAGAAGAAUUUAACGAAGAAUUACUGUUGCAGAAAGAUUACUCAGAUUCAGAGGAAAGUAUAUAAUGACUAAUUUCAAGUUGA